Molecule: messenger RNA, 1055 nt
Organism: Bactrocera oleae (olive fruit fly)
Lineage: Eukaryota; Metazoa; Arthropoda; Insecta; Diptera; Tephritidae
Source: RefSeq, a predicted model, not a curated record
UCAUACAAAGUGUAUUGGUCAAAAUGGUAAUUUUUAAUCUCCAAAGUUUGAUACUUUGUUGUAUAUUUGUUUAUGGGGAUGUGGUUCCUUUGGAAGAAUCCGUCAGUGAGCACAUUUAUUUGAUUCCAAACGAAAUUAAAGAGGAAAAAAAUCAGAUAAAAGAUGACAAUAUGAAUUAUAUUAAUAUUCCAUUCCAUUCCAACAAGCAGAAUCUAUCUAACAGAGAUUAUGAUGAACAUAAGAACAGGAUUCAAAAAGAUGACAACGAAUCAGGGGAAUACUUACGUAGUUAUGCCAAUAAGUUUGAUUAUAAUAAUUAUAUGUAUGAUCAGAACAUUUAUAACUACAAUCAUCAUUAUAAACGAAAUGAACACAGAUAUUAUAAUGGCAAUCUGAGUGCGGUUCAAUUCAAUUCUUUAAGCAAUCAGAAAGUGUAUUAUAUUGCUUCAAAGCCUUUAGAUAUUAUUGAUUCUCAACUGCAUUAUCACCAACAUGAAGAAAUGAAUAUAUUGAAAGACGAGGAUGCCGAAUCAACAUUUUUUCCACCUAAUAUCGUUGUUAAUUAUAAAUCAUAUAUAAGUAAUCGGUCAGACAAACGAUUCCAAACUUAUUCAAAUGCGCCAGAAUCCAUUUUUCACACACAAGUUAAUGUGAACUCUCCGGGGUCUAAGUUAAAUGUGGCUAACAGUUUUCCUCUUUUAAAUGAUAUAAGCACUGAACUCAGUGACGUCGACGAAAUAUUGGAGCCUGUAAUAGACGAACCAAUGCAGAAGACUGAUAAAGGUAUAUACUCGGUGAAAGUUAUACGCACUUCUGACACGACCCAAGUAAAUCUGAGUUCGGAUUUACAAGACGAUGGUUACCAUUACGAUCGGCCGAGGGAUAAUUUCUUUUAUUGAUCUUUUUGUUUUGGCUGAUUAGCAUUGGUAAAAAAAUGUUCGUCAUAUGCUUACACACAUAUACAAUUUUAAACAAACAGAAAAAUAACAUAUGCAAUAAACAUACUUUUAGGCUGAAAAAUAUACUAUUAAUUUGAUUUCACUUCUGUUUCCGAU